Molecule: messenger RNA, 1044 nt
Organism: Anopheles aquasalis
Lineage: Eukaryota; Metazoa; Arthropoda; Insecta; Diptera; Culicidae
Gene: Xpac
Product: DNA repair protein complementing XP-A cells homolog Xpac
Biological process (GO): UV-damage excision repair; nucleotide-excision repair involved in interstrand cross-link repair; nucleotide-excision repair, DNA damage recognition
Cellular component (GO): nucleotide-excision repair factor 1 complex
Molecular function (GO): damaged DNA binding
Source: RefSeq, a predicted model, not a curated record
GGAGUGUAGCUGUCAAACGGUGGUGGAAUGUAUGGGAUUGCACUGGGCCCUACAUAUUAAGCGCGCAGUGUUACGCAGCGUUACGCGCUCAGUUUCCUGAGGCCUUUAGCACCACCGUUUCAACACCUUGGUAAAAAUGAGCGGCAAAGAGGAACCCGGGAAAACGGGAAAAUCGGAAAAUCUUUCCGAUUAUCAGCGGCGCCGGAUCGAGGAAAAUCGCCAGAAAGCGUUGAAUCUACGCAAGGCAAGAUUGCUGACCCAUCCGUACAACGGAGAGAAGCGCCAGGAGACAGCCGUGUCCGUGAACAACGUGAUUAAGGUAUCCGGAACAAAGUACGUUGAUAGCGGGGGCGGAUUCCUGAUCGAACAGCGAACGGCCGGACCGGAACUGCCUGAAGAGGAUGAGGCAAGUGAGCCGGCGCCCGAGCCGGAUGCAGUCCCCGUUCCUGUGGAGUACGAUGAGUGCCUCGAGUGUGGAGAUCGCUUCGCCGAUUCUUUUCUACUUAAUACGUUUGACUAUGCCGUUUGCGAUGCUUGCCGUGACCCGGAUGGCCAGCACUCGCUGAUUACGCGCACCGAGGCCAAGCAGGAGUAUCUGCUCAAGGAUUGCGAUCUGGACCGGCGGGAACCAUUGCUGAAAUUCAUAAGCCGCAAGAACCCACACAACGUGCGCUGGGGUGAGAUGAAACUGUACCUUCAUCUGCAGAUUGAAAAGCGUGCUCUCGAGGUGUGGGGAAGCGAAGAGAACCUGCUGCGAGAAAAGGAACAACGGGAGGAGAAACGUGAAGUGGCCAAGGUGAAGAAGUACAACAAACGUCUCAAGGAGCUGCGUAUGGACGUACGCAGCAGUCUCUACGAUAAGACUGUCCAGGCUCAUGUCCACGUAUUCGGUGAUUCGGAGGUGUACAACGAGGCCGAGGACACUUACACUCGCACCUGCGAAUCCUGCGGUCAUACGGAAACAUACGAAAAGAUGUAAACGGUUCUACUCUACUGCCAGGGUUUGUUCAAUAAAUUGCCCAGUUAAUCCACUCAUUCCAUUAA